Messenger RNA from Scaptodrosophila lebanonensis, 4724 nucleotides. Its product is annotated as canalicular multispecific organic anion transporter 2-like. The transcript is spliced from 16 exons. Bases 98 to 4684 code for a protein of 1528 amino acids. Gene Ontology annotation, cellular component: membrane. NCBI's taxonomy places the organism in Eukaryota, Metazoa, Arthropoda, Insecta, Diptera, Drosophilidae. Gene Ontology annotation, molecular function: ABC-type transporter activity; ATP binding; ATP hydrolysis activity. The record is from RefSeq and is a predicted model, not a curated record. Gene Ontology annotation, biological process: transmembrane transport.
AACUUUACGAAUUCUGUGCUUUGUAGAUUUGCAAUCUUUAAAUAAAUUGUAAAUAAUAAAACUAAAAAGAGCAUACCUUAGAGAUUACCUUCCAUAUAUGGACCAAUUCUGCGGAUCUAAUUUUUGGGAUUCCAACAAAACCUGGUGGACAACCGAUCCGCAAUUCACAACAUGUUUCGAAAAAACUGCUCUUGUCUGGGCACCAUGCGCAUUUCUAUGGACGUUUAUUAUAUUCGACUUCUACUACCUCAAAGCGAGUUUUGAUAAAGAUAUUCCGUGGAACAAAUUAAAUUUAAGCAAGCUUGUGAUUAAUCUCGGACUUCUGGCCAUAACCGCAUUAGAUUUGAUCAUAGCUUUGGUUAAGAAGGGCGACGAAUCUGCCGCUGAAAUAUACCUCGUAGAUAUUUGGAGUCCCAUUAUUAAGUUCGCUACUUUUUUGCUGGCCUUCAUAUUCAUUCCACUGAAUAGAAAAUAUGGGGUACAGACGUCUGGUUGCCAGUUCCUAUUUUGGUUCCUACUUUCUGUUUGUUCCAUACCUCGCUGUAUUUCGGAAGUACAAGCUGAUCGAAAUCGCAGGAGCGAAGUACAAGACUUAUUUUGGGAGAAUUACCAAUAUUGUAGCUUCUUCUUUUUCUUUGCAUCAUCAUGUGCCAUGCUGUUGCUGAAUUGUUUUGCCGACAGCAUGCCCAGACAGACGAAAUACAAACGGGAAAAGAAUGAGAUGCCGGAACUUUCCGCCAGUUUCUUGUCGCGCAUUACGUAUUAUUGGUUUGAUGGAAUGGCCAGGAAGGGCUACCGGAAAUCUCUCGAGGAAGCAGACCUUUGGGACCUUUGUCCACGGGACAGUAGCAAGGAGGUGAUGCCAACUUUCGCCUACCACUGGCACAAAUAUAAGCCUUCACUGGCUUGGGAGUCAAAAGCGAAAUACGAAAAUGAAAAGGUGACAUUCGUUAAACCAAAAAGUUGGAGAAACCGUACAAAGAAGGACAUGGUCUCAAUAUUGCCCGUAAUCUUCAGGUCCUUCGGUGGCGUAAUUCUUUUCAGUUCGCUUUUGAAGUUAAUCACAAAUAUACUGGCAUUGGUACAGCCGCAAGUCUUAAGCCUAAUUAUUGAAUUUGUUUCGGACUUCGAGGGGGAACAGCAGCCCCAAUGGAAAGGCAUAAUGUAUGCCAUUCUGCUGUUUGUAUUGGCCGUAUUGCAGACCUUGAUGUUGGCCCAAUACUUCCAUCGCAUACUCAUUGUAGGCCGGCGCACUCGAACAGCGCUGAUUAAUUCCAUUUAUCGCAAGUCUUUGCGCAUAUCGAACUCCAGUCGAAAGGAGUCCACUGUGGGUGAAAUUGUCAACCUGAUGGCUGUAGAUGCGCAACGCUUCGUUGAAUUCACGCACUUCAUCAACACUCUGUGGUCUGCUCCAUUGAAGAUCGGAGUAGCACUGUUUUUUCUGUGGCAGCUUCUAGGUCCUUCUGUUUUGGGAGGACUUGUCGUUAUGUUCAUGUUGAUACCGCUGAAUGGUUUCAUUGCCAGUCGUACACGGAAAUACCAAAUUCGUCAAAUGCAAUACAAGGACGAACGUAUCAAGCUAAUGAAUGAGAUUUUAAAUGGCAUAAAGGUGCUCAAGCUUUAUGCCUGGGAGCCUAGUUUCGAGAAGCAAGUACUAAAUAUACGUGAGAAGGAAAUCAAAACACUAAAGUCCACAGCCUAUCUUAACGCAAGCUCCUGGUUUCUUUGGUCUUGCGCCAACGUUUUGGUCGCAUUGGUAACAUUUGGCACUUAUGUAUUGAUCGACGAAAACAACGUGCUCGACGCUAAUAAAGCCUUUGUCUCGCUGUCUCUAUUUAAUAUCCUAAGUCGGGAAUUGACAAUAUUACCUAUUCUUGUUACCAGCUUGGUACAGAUACAAGUGUCUGUUAAACGCAUAAACAAAUUCUUGAACAGCGAAGAGUUGGACCCCAACAACGUGCAACACGAUGCCUCAAAACCUCAUCCGAUGACCAUUGAAAACGCUUCAUUUUCCUGGGACGAUGACAACGAGACGCUCACAAACAUUAACAUUGUAGUGCCAAGAAACAAUCUUGUAGCCAUUGUAGGCACUGUUGGUUCCGGCAAGUCAUCCGUGAUUCAAGCCUUCCUCGGCGAAAUGGAAAAGUUGUCUGGUAGUGUCAACACGGUUGGCAAGCUGGCGUAUGUUCCCCAGCAGGCCUGGAUUCAGAAUGCCACACUGAGAGAUAAUAUACUUUUUGGCCAGCCUUAUGAUCGUCGGCGGUACAAUCGAGUAAUCGAGGCGUGCGCAUUACGGGCCGACAUUGAUAUUCUGUCGGCCGGUGAUCUGACCGAGAUCGGAGAAAAGGGCAUCAAUUUAUCGGGUGGCCAGAAGCAGCGUAUUUCGUUGGCACGCGCCGUCUACAGCAACGCCGAUCUCUAUUUGCUAGAUGAUCCGCUGAGCGCCGUUGACUCCCAUGUAGGCAAACAUAUCUUCGAGGAGGUAAUCGGACCCAAGGGUAUGCUGGCGAACAAAACGCGUGUGUUGGUCACACACGGCAUUACAUUUUUGCCACAAGUGGACAACAUUUAUGUCAUGAAGUUGGGCGAAAUCAGUGAAAGCGGAACUUACAGUGAAUUGCUCCAGAAUAGGGGAGCCUUUGCCGAAUUCCUUAUCCAGCAUCUACAGGUGGGCGAAGUGGAACAAGAGGACCUAGAUAAGAUUCAACGGCAACUGUCUAGCACAAUCAGUGAGCCCGGGUUGCUGCAAACUAUUGAGAAGAUCAUUGAUGUAGCACGAUCGGAGAGCCUUUCCGACUCUAUUUCUCUAUAUUCCAACGAUAGUCUAAUGGGUGGUUUGCAAAAUCGCAUUAGCCGUCAGCAAUCGCGUGAAUCCAAGAUCUCCGCUCAUUCGCUGAGAAAAAAAGAAGAAGUAGAAGGAAAACUAAUCGAGUCGGAGAAGUCACAGACUGGAAAUGUCGAUCUUGCCGUUUACAAGCAUUACGUUAAGAGUAUCGGCGUAUUUAUGGCUAUAGCAGUGCUAGCUCUUAACUUUGUUUGCGAAGCAUUCAAAGUCGGUUCUAGUCUAUGUCUUACAGAAUGGGCUAAUGAUAACGAUGUGGCUAACAGCACUAGCAAACGAGAUAUGUAUUUGGGACUCUACAGUGCAUUCGGUUUCUGUAUAGUUGCCACAAGUUUUUUUUCGACACUCACAUACUCGCUUGGAAGUCUACGAUGCGCGCGGGCUUUGCAUUCCACCCUCUUGCAUUAUAACUUGCGAUGGCCUAUGGAGCUCUUCGAUACGACGCCACUGGGACGGAUUGUGAAUCGGUUUUCGAAUGACAUUGAUGUAAUCGACAACGUGUUGCCCUCCAAUGUUCACGGCAUGUUGAUCGAGGGAUUUGCGGUCUUAACCACAAUUGUGGUAAUUAGCUUAUCAACUCCCAUCUUUCUGGUGGCCAUUGUACCCAUUGCCGUUAUGUACUUCUACACGCAGCGCUUUUUCGUGCCCACCGCUAGGCAAUUGAAGAGGUUGGAGUCCAUAUCUCGUUCACCCAUUUACUCACACUUCAGUGAGACACUUACUGGUGUAUCCACGAUUCGAGCCUUUUCCGUGAAGAAUCGCUUUAUCAAUGAGUCGGACGCCAAGGUGGACAAAAAUCAAGCAUUCAAAUAUCCCUCUAUGAUUUCAAACCGUUGGCUUGCUGUACGAUUGGAAAUGCUCGGUAAUAUGAUCAUCUUGUUUACUUCCUUGUUUGCCGUGCUGGGGGGCCAGACCAAUCCAGCUCUUGUAGGCUUGUCAGUGACCUACGCAAUGCAGGUAACACAGAUUUUAAACUGGCUGGUUCGCACGAUAUCUGAUGUGGAGACAAAUAUCGUAUCCGUCGAGCGAAUCAAGGAGUACAGCGAGUCCAAGCAGGAGGCACCAUGGGAACAGGAGCAGGACAUGUCGAAGUCGAAGAACUGGCCUGAAGAGGGAUGUGUCUCGUUUGAAAAUUUAAAGGUGCGUUAUCGCAAGGGCUUAGAUCUAGUAUUGCAUGGCGUUACCUUUUAUGUACGUGGCGGCGAGAAAAUUGGCAUCGUGGGACGCACGGGUUCAGGAAAAUCAAGCUUAAUGCUGUCCAUGUUUCGCAUCAUCGAAGCAUCGGAAGGACGGAUAUUGAUCGAUGGAACCGAUAUUGCCAGCUUGGGCUUGCACAUGCUUCGCUCACGUCUAUCCAUCAUUCCGCAGGAUCCAGUGCUAUUCUCCGGCUCUCUGCGCAUCAAUUUGGAUCCAUUUGGUGUUAAAAGCGACGAUGAUAUUUGGAAAGCCCUGGAGCUAUCCCACUUGAAAUCGUUUGUGAAGGGCUUUCCUGCCGGCCUGAAUCACAGCAUUGUGGAGGGCGGGGAGAACUUGUCGGUGGGGCAACGACAGUUGGUUUGCUUGGCUCGGGCAUUGUUACGCAAGACCAAAGUGCUCGUGUUGGAUGAGGCCACUGCGGCUGUUGAUUUGGAAACUGAUGACCUCAUACAAAAAACUAUUCGCUCGGAGUUUAAGGAAUGCACAGUGUUGACCAUUGCCCAUCGACUUAACACCAUACUAGACUCCGAUAAAAUAAUUGUGUUGGAUUGCGGUAUCGUUAAAGAGUUUUCCUCACCUACCAAAUUGUUAAGUGAUCCUGACUCUAUCUUCUUCAGAAUGUCAAAGGAUGCCAAUCUUGUUUAAUUUUUAUCAACUCUCACUAAAGUAUUUUCUACAACAGCUA